AUGAACAAGAUUCACAUCGAUAAUGUCGUUGACGACAUCGUGGAAACUCUCGAUCUACCAUCGGUAAGUCAACAGCAGCAGAGUCUUUUCGCGUUCAGAAAUUCUGUGAUCCUGAGGACGAUGAUGAAAAAUGUGGAAAAUAAAUGCGACGGUCGCAUCACUUUCACUCAACGAGAUCUUAUCAAGUGGACCAAACGUGACGAGAGUGAAGCUGAGACCCCGAUGUCUCCCAAAGGAUCCAAGCUGGCAGUUGUUGGCAUGUCGUGUCGCCUUCCCGGUGGAGCCAACGAUCUAGAGCUCUUUUGGAAGCUCAUGGUUGAUAAGCGCGAUGUACACACGAUGAUUCCUCCUGAUCGAUUCGAAUUGAGCACCCACUUUGACCCGACUGGUCAAAUCCAGAAUACCACACAGACAUCGUACAUGAACCAUAUUGAUAGUCCGGGCUUGUUUGAUGCUGGAUUCUUCAACAUCUCGCCCAAGGAGGCAGAACAGAUGGAUCCUAUGCAUCGCCUUGCCCUCGUCACUGUCUACGAAGCCCUUGAGAUGUCUGGAUACUCUCCUAACCGGACGCGCUCCACUUCCUCCCCCAGGGUCGGAACUUACCAUGGCCAAGCGAGCGAUGACUGGCGUGAACUCAAUGCCAGCCAAAACAUUGGGACGUACGCUGUCCCUAGUGACUCCAGUGGCCUUGCCGCUGUAAAUGCAGCAUGCUCAGCUUUGUGGGCUGGAGAUGUAGACAUUGCUAUUGCCGGAGGCUUGAAUGUUAUCACCGACCCAGACAAUUCUGUCAGCUCGGAAAGGGUCACUUUUUGUCUCUUGCGGGACAAUGCAAACGUAGUCAUUAAACGUCUCGAUGACGCCUUGGCCGACAACGACAAAAUUCUCGCGACAAUCCUGGCGGCCAACACGAAUCAUUCCGCUGAUGCGAUUUCAAUAACCCACCCACAUGCCCCAAAGCAGGCUCAGAAUUACCAGAGGGUGAUGUCUCAGGCAGGGUUCUCGCCGCUAGACGUGAGCUAUGUCGAGCUUCACGGAACGGGCACUCAAGCAGGAGAUCGUGAAGAAGCCAAGUCCGUCUCACACAUCUUUGCUCCUGUAGCUCCGCGACGUAAGAAGAAGUAUCGACUGAGACUGGGUGCUGUGAAGUCCAACAUUGGGCAUGGAGGGGUGGCUGCUGGUAUCGCUUCGUUUAUCAAAGUGCUGCUUAUGUACCAGAAGUCCGCCAUCCCACCCCAGAUUGGCGUCAAGAAGCUAAACCCUACACUUCCGCCGGACUUGGAGGAGCGUACCAUUGGUCUAAACUGGGAAUACGUCGAGUGGCCCAGACCGAAGACUGGAUCGCGCCUUGCUAUCGUGAACAGCUUUGGCGCGCACGGAGGAAACACGACAGUUCUGUUGAGUGAUGGCCCUGUACCAUCACCCGUCAUCACGGAUCCUCGUCCUAGUUUCCCGUUGACUAUUUCCGCUCGGAGCAAGAACUCGCUGAAGAUGAACACUGAAACCUUAUUGCAGUAUAUCAACGACCACGAGGAUGCUCAGUUGGGUGAUCUCUCCUACACUCUCACUGCACGUCGUAUUCAUCACCCAUUCCGCCUAGCUACGUCUGUCAAGGAUAUCUCUCAAGCGAAUAAAUUCUUAUCUAUUGAGAUUGAAAAGAUGGAACAACAGCAAUGGGUCUCAACAGUACCGUUGAAGGCACCGACUGUUGCUUUCACUUUUACGGGUCAAGGGGCGUUCUAUGUCGGUAUGUGUUCACAGCUCUACUCACACUGUUCCAGCUUUCGUGAAGAUGUCCAGCGCCUCGAUCGUUUGUCACAGUCAUUCAAUCUAGGUUUUGACUCAGCCAUACCCAUCAUUGAUGGCGCUGCUGGCUACAGUGAUACAGUCGACCCCGUGGCAUCACAGUUGGCUAUAGUUCUCGUUGAGCUUGCUCUUGCUCACUACUGGGCUACACUCGGAAUCAAGCCAUCUAUGGUCAUGGGACACAGCUCGGGAGAGUUUGCAGCACUAGCGGUAGCUGGUGUAAUUUCUGAGCUUGAUGCUCUUUAUCUCACGACUGCACGGGCAAAGCUUAUGGCUAAGCAUUGCCAAGUUGGCACUGACACUAUGUUGGCCGUUAGAUGCAGUAUCGAUCGACUGGAAGAGCUACUGGCAGGCCGCGAACAGGACUACGAGCUCGCUUGCAUCAACGGCGAAAGCGACCUUGUCAUCAGUGGAGCGAAAACCCAGAUUCAAGACCUCGCUAGUAUCCUAGCGACCGCAGGCUUGAAAUCUACAGCGCUCAAUGUGCCAUAUGCUUUCCAUUCUGUUCAAAUGGACCCAAUCUUGGAGUCAUUUGCUCAACUAGCGGAGAACGUCACCUUCAAAGCUCCCCAGAUCCCGGUUGUCUCCCCUCUCCUCGCCGAAUGUAUUUUCGACGGUAAGACGCUCAACCACGAAUAUCUGCGUCGCGCAACCAGGGAGCAGGUUGAAGUUGUGGGCGCCUUAGAUGCUGCCCAAGAACUCGGUAUUGCUGAUGCGGAUACUGUCUGGAUUGACAUUGGUCCCCACAUGAUUGCUGGAGGCAUGGUUCGCAACAUACUGACGCCGAACAUUGUCGUUCCAUCAGUUAAGCGCGAUGAGGAUAACUUUUCCACGCUCGUCUCAUCACUGGUUACCCUGCAUCGCGCUGGAGUGACGCCCGUCUGGAACAAAUACUUCCGUGAACACGAACGCGCUCACCAAGUGUUCCACUUGCCUACCUACCGCUGGAACGACAAAACCUAUUGGAUCCCCUACCUCGGAACUUGGACUCUUGAUAAAGCUCACAUUAAGGAGAACCUUGACAAGGCAAGGCAAAACAAGGCUUUGUCAGGCAUCAGCGGCAUGGGAUCCAAGUUAAAGACCUCUACAAUCCACAGCAUUGUUUCCGAGACGGUAGGCGAGUCAACUGUUAGCCUCGUGACUCUAUCGGAUCUGCUAGAUCACGCAUUCCUCGAAGCUGUGGAGGGCCAUCGGAUGAACAAUCACGGUGUUGCAUCAUCCUCUAUCUGGGCCGACAUGGCCUUUACAGUGGGUAGAUACCUGCAUGGCCUCGGCUACCCGAAGGAAAAGGACUUCCAUAUGAACGUGCGCGACAUGGAGAUCCUCUACACACAGGUCGCUAGGUCCCGCAAGGAUGGCCCGCAAUUAAUCCAACUUGAGGCAACCCUCGACAUACAUGCCAGGAGUGUGACCAUCUUCCUAUACAACGUGUCCCAGGAUGGCAUUCGGGACGCUAAAUACUAUGGCUCUUGCAAGAUCCAGUUUGAAGAAGCGGCUACCUGGAGUAAAAACUGGAAGCGCCUCGAGCAUCUAGUCAGACAGCGCAUCCAGGCUUUGGACCAAUUGGCUAUAGAAGGACUCGCAAGUAAGAUCAACCGGAACAUGGCAUACACACUUUUCAAAAAUGUUGUCACUUAUGCCGACCACUACCGGGGCAUGCGCUCGGUUGUUCUGAAAGACUACGAAGCUUUUGCAGACGUCACUCUAAAUCCUGAUGAGCUUGGAGGCUUCAUCCUGAAUGGCUCUGAUGCUUCGAACACGGAUGACUUCUUUUACGUCACUCCUGGAUGGGAGACAUUCCGUCUUGCUCGCCCACCCCACCCAGGUGCGAGCUGUCGCAGCUAUGUGCAGAUGGUGUCGAGCGAAGAAGAUCCGAAGUUCUGGACCGGAGACGUGUAUAUUCUCCAGGGUGAUACCAUCAUCGGUAUGAUUGGUCAGAUGAAGUUCCGGCAGAUCAACCGGAUCUUGAUGGACCGUUUCUUCUCGCCUAGUGAGAUCCAUGGCACAGCCCAUGCUAGCAGCACCAGCAGCAAGGUGAAGACGAUCGUUCCAGCUGCCGCCGGGCCCGUAGCCAAGAGGACAACCCCGACAAUUGUUCAUCCGGCUCCUGUGUCCGUAACAGCAGAGAAGGCGGAGCCAGCAAAUGAGGAAAACUCUCUCAUUGCAGGCGCGAUCGAUCUGAUCCUCAAAGAGACGGGUGUCGACGCCUCGGAAUUGAAAGAUGACACGACAUUUAUGCAGAUUGGUGUCGACUCUCUCAUGUCGCUUGUCUUAGUGGAGAAGUUCAAGAACAUUCUUAAGAUGGAAAUCAAGAGCUCGUUAUUCAUUGAGUGUGAGACUGUUGGUGUGUUCAAGGAGUGGCUGGAAGAAAAUCAAUGA
Molecule: messenger RNA, 4182 nt
Organism: Bipolaris maydis ATCC 48331
Lineage: Eukaryota; Fungi; Ascomycota; Dothideomycetes; Pleosporales; Pleosporaceae
Biological process (GO): fatty acid biosynthetic process; secondary metabolite biosynthetic process
Molecular function (GO): fatty acid synthase activity
Source: RefSeq, a predicted model, not a curated record